AUGAAUCAAGAUCAGAUGAUAUCAAGUGGUAUUCAAAAUGAAUUAUUAAGAUUAGAUGAAAAUUCGUUACAUACAAAGUAUAAGUUUGGUGUCUUGUUAAUUAAAGAAGGUCAAACAAAAGAAGAAGAAUGGCUUUCUAAUGAUGGAUAUGAUUCAGAAGGAUUUAAUGAAUUUUUAGACAUUAUUGGAAGAAAGAUAGAAUUAAAGGGAUAUAUGGGUUGGGCUGCUGGAUUAGACACGAAAGGCGGUGACUCUGGUGAAUAUGCAUAUAUAAAUGUUUGGAAUGAGAAUACACUUGCAUAUCAUGUAUCUACAUUAAUACCUUCUAAACCAGGUGAUAAGCAACAGGUUCAAAGAAAGCGACAUAUAGGAAAUGAUAUUGUAUGUAUUAUCUUUGUUGAAGGAAAGCAACCUUUUAAUCCUACAGCUAUAAAAUCUCAAUUUUUACAUGUAUUUAUUGUUGUGCAUCAAGAACUAUUUCCAGCAAAUAAUAAGAAGGCGUGGAGAGUAGAAAUCGUUUAUGUAGAGGAUGUUCCUAGCUUUGGCCCUUCACUGCCUAAUAAGUCGGCUCUCUUUUUUGAUAGAGAUGAAUUAGAAAAAUUUUUAUUAGCUAAGCUCGUAAAUGCAGAAUAUGCAGCCUUCAAAUCACCCAAAUUUGCAUUACCUAUGAAUAGAGCUAGAGAAGGCAUAUUUUCUAGUUUAGUUGGAAAAGGAUAUAAUUUAUUAUUAACAAACACUGAAAAUGAUCUUCUAACAUUACAACAACAAGAAUCAAUGACAGAGACAAAUAAGCCAUUUCAAAAACAUAUUAGAUCUGCAUCUAUAAGCUCAACCUUGUUAAUGGCUUCAUCAAAUUCCUCUUCAAAUAUGACCCGAGAAUUUUCUAAUUUGAAUAAGAGAAGAAUUCAAUUUAUUGCUAUGAAUAGUGACAUGACUUCUCCCAUUUUAUUAUCAUCUCAUGAAUAUAGUCAGUAUCCUUCAAACGAACAAUUUAAUGCUAUUGUCAAUGCAUAUUUAAUGAAUCUAUCUUUAAAGAAGCGAGAUAAAGCAUUAGUAGAUCAUGAACGUUAUGCUCUUAUUUUAAAAGUCUUGAAAGAUCCUAGAAAUACAUCGAUUUCAACUGCUCAAUUUCGUUUCUGGGUCAAGAAAAUGUUUCGCAUGGAUGAAGAGAUUGUGUGUCAUGACAAUAAGCCAGUUGCUGUACGCGAAGAUAUUUACUAUAUCUUGAUUUUAGCUCAUAAAGAAGCACAACACGGUGGAAGAGAUAAAACAUCGGCAAUUGUACGCAGACGUUAUUCUUGGAUCCCUAAAGAAUUAAUCGCUCGUUUUGUAAGACAUUGUCCAUUUUGUAUUUCAAGACGUAAU
Messenger RNA from Cokeromyces recurvatus, 1365 nucleotides. RefSeq lists its product as uncharacterized. The annotation marks the transcript as partial. The record is from RefSeq and is a predicted model, not a curated record. Gene Ontology annotation, cellular component: cytoplasm. Gene Ontology annotation, biological process: regulation of small GTPase mediated signal transduction; activation of GTPase activity. The transcript has 8 exons. Gene Ontology annotation, molecular function: GTPase activator activity. NCBI's taxonomy places the organism in Eukaryota, Fungi, Mucoromycota, Mucoromycetes, Mucorales, Mucoraceae.